Messenger RNA from Penicillium manginii, 333 nucleotides. RefSeq lists its product as uncharacterized. The coding region runs from base 1 to 333 and encodes 110 amino acids. Lineage: Eukaryota; Fungi; Ascomycota; Eurotiomycetes; Eurotiales; Aspergillaceae. The record is from RefSeq and is a predicted model, not a curated record. The transcript has a single exon.
AUGGAAAUCGCUACUCAAUCCAACAUACAAGAGCUUGAGACUGAGGGAAUAGUAUACGAGGAGUCCGAAAUGGCUCUAUUUCUUGCAAAACUCUCAUAUUAUUCCACAAGAGAUGGAUCUACGGCAGCCGUGAACGGGAACGUGAAAUCGAUUUCAGUACAGCAGGCAGAGAUAUUGAAGUCCUGGGAAAGAAUUCAGCUAUCUAUCCAAAUGAUAAUUGCGAGAGGACAGCGUCCUUCGCAGCUCCAGAAAGUCCAACUUGCCCAGUAUCAGUGGAGGUUUCGCAUCCUGGAAGGCCUUCUGAAAAACCAAGGAAAAUCCCCAAAUAUUUGA